GACGGUGUUUAACUGGAAAAUCCAGAUACAACCAACUUCUGUUUUUAGCUGGUCCGAGUUGGCUUAUGUGGUUCAUCAACAGAACAACGGUCAGUGGGGGCAGAAGUCAACCAGAUGUAGGAGGAGCGGUCGGCCAAACCUACACGAACCCUGCAGAACUGCCUCUGGUGGACUUGUGAAGGCCAGCAGCUGAAUUUCCCUCGACUGUCAGGAUGUCCAUCAUGGAUCAUAGCCCCACCACCGGGGUCGUCACCAUUAUUGUAAUACUCAUUGCCGUUGCCGCACUGGGGGCUUUAAUUCUUGGUUGUUGGUGCUAUUUGCGGCUGCAGCGCAUCGGUCAGUCUGAAGAUGAGGAAAGCAUUGUCGGAGAAGGUGAAACCAAGGAGCCCUUCCUGCUGGUCCAGUAUUCGGCCAGAGGCCCGCGGGUGGAGCACAAGACCAAGCUCACUCCUAACGGCACCGAGAGCCACACCUAAUUCUGCCUUCGCAAUGCAUACAAUGUAGUGGGGCGUCCGUCAGUCUCCCUUACGUUAUCACUCAACACUGAAAUGAAUCCACUCUGCGUUUUAAACAAGGUGAUAAACGAAGGCAAACCUAGUGCAUGCAGUUGUCUAGUUGCUUUGACUGUUGAUUUUUUUUUUCGUGGUGGUAGAGCCCUGUUAUAAUGUGAAAUCGACGACUGUAAGCGUUUUGUGCAAUGCUGUUUGUUUGUAAAGCUGUAGCUGAGUUCUGAAGCUAAAUCAAGACUCAUUCUGUUUAUUUGGUUGUAUUUUUACUUUACCAUUUCAUCCAGAGCUGGCUCUGGUAUUAAGAAAUUCUACACACAUUUCAAUGGACUGAUGUCAAAGCUUUUGAGGCUUUUUAUCCAAUUCAUUCCUUUUUUUUCAGGAAAAUAUUCCCAUACAAAUGCUUUAUUGAAUUGCAAUACAAAAAAGAACAUUUUCAUUACAAAUAAGCACUUCAGGAUACCAUAACUUGCCAAAUUAUGUAAACUGGCUUUUAUAAGCUCUUACAUUAUGUUCAUGAGAUCAUGAUUUCAUUAGCACUUUUUAUCUUUCCUGUGGUGAUUUUAUAUCAGCUGGUUCCGGUCUAAAACUGCUAGGAAACCACUAAAACAACGAAAACCAAUGACUGCGGUCUUUUUAUUCUUGUUGAAUACUGGUGUGGCCACAGAGGCGUUCGUUUUUUUGUGGUUGAGCACAUUUUUACAUAGCGAGAAGUCAUUUGAAAUCAUUUUUAUAGAUGGCUGGAUGCAUAGCUGGUUACUGAAAAGUCAUUGUCUUAAGUUUUUAACCUGUUUCUUCACAGUAUUAUUUAAUUCCACAUAUGUUUGUGAUAACAUGAUGUUUGCCGUUUGUACAUGCGCGAUGAAAGUGAGAGAAAUGAUUUAUUUUUAUACAAUAUUCAUGCAAAUGUCAGUCAGGCAUUUAGAGGGAAAGAUGAAGCCUGAUAAAGCAGCUAAUAUGAUAUGUUACUAAUACCAAAUCUUUAGGGUUCUGUCACACAUUUGUCGACAGUUUUUUUCUGAAUUAUGUGCCGUUCUAUAUACAGGGGGGAAAAAAAACAAAAAACAAGGAGGACAGUACAUGCAUGCUAAUUUAAUCUGCAUAUUUAAAGAAAAAAAGCUACUUUUUAUUAGUUAAGCGCUCGGUAUAUUGCUUAUGUCACUCCAGCCAGUGUGUCUGUCCAGUGUUUGACUGUACUGAACAAUAAAACCUCCUCUGUUACUAGGGAAAUGUUUGCUCA
Messenger RNA from Megalobrama amblycephala (Wuchang bream), 1746 nucleotides. RefSeq names its product stannin (gene snn). Gene Ontology annotation, cellular component: mitochondrial outer membrane. NCBI's taxonomy places the organism in Eukaryota, Metazoa, Chordata, Actinopteri, Cypriniformes, Xenocyprididae. The coding region runs from base 213 to 476 and encodes 87 amino acids. The record is from RefSeq and is a predicted model, not a curated record. The transcript is spliced from 2 exons.